AUGGAUACUGUAAAGGAACGGGUUUUUGCUCCGGCCAAAGAGGGGAUCAAAAAUUUUGCUGGAAAGUCCCUUAGCCACUUGUACAGAGUCCUAGAAAAGAGGCAGCAACCCGCAGAGAAUAUCGAGCUGACGGAAGAUGGAAGGGUACAGAAUGUCAGGCCGAAGAAACCGCCACUCUGCGAUUGUACCUGCUUUGGGCUACCACGCAGGUAUAUCAUCGCCAUCAUGAGUGGCCUGGGCUUUUGUAUCUCCUUCGGAAUCAGGUGUAAUCUUGGUGUAGCUAUCGUGGACAUGGUCAACAAUAGCACCAUUCAUCACGGGAAUACAAUUAUUAAGAAGAAAGCGACGUUUAACUGGGACCCCGAGACAGUAGGAAUGAUCCACGGUUCUUUUUUCUGGGGAUAUAUCCUCACGCAGAUUCCUGGAGGUUACAUAGCGUCUAGAUUGGCGGCGAACAGAGUAUUUGGUGCUGCCAUCUUUCUCACCUCAACUCUCAAUAUGCUCAUCCCAUCUGCAGCUAAAGUGCACUAUGGUUUUGUGAUAUUCGUCAGGAUCCUGCAGGGACUGGUAGAGGGAGUCACAUACCCAGCCUGCCAUGGCAUUUGGAGUAAGUGGGCUCCACCAUUGGAGAGAAGCAGACUGGCAACCACUUCAUUUUGUGGUUCAUAUGCCGGAGCAGUUGUUGCUAUGCCUCUAGCUGGGAUUUUAGUACAAUACACUGGAUGGCCCUCUGUGUUCUAUGUGUACGGAUCUCUUGGAAUAGUGUGGUAUAUGUUCUGGAUUCUGGUAUCCUAUGAAAGCCCUGCAGCACAUCCAACUAUCACAGAUGAGGAACGCACUUACAUUGAAGAAAGCAUUGGAGAAAGUGCCAAACUUAUUGGAGGAAUAGAUAAAUACAAAACACCAUGGAGAAAGUUCUUUACCUCUAUGCCCGUCUAUGCAAUAAUUGUGGCGAAUUUCUGUAGAAGCUGGACUUUCUAUUUGCUGCUGAUUAGCCAACCUGCCUACUUUGAAGAAGUGUUUGGAUUUGAAAUCAGCAAGGUGGGCAUUCUAUCAGCUUUGCCCCAUCUUGUCAUGACCAUUGUGGUACCCAUUGGUGGACAGAUUGCUGAUCACCUCAGAAGCAAGAGGAUACUUUCAACCACAAAUGUCAGGAAGAUAAUGAACUGUGGAGGCUUUGGCAUGGAAGCAACAUUUCUUCUUGUGGUAGGCUAUUCACAUACCAAAGGGGUUGCAAUUUCAUUCCUUGUCAUGGCUGUUGGUUUCAGCGGUUUUGCUAUAUCAGGAUUCAAUGUUAACCAUUUGGAUAUAGCACCAAGAUAUGCCAGUAUUCUCAUGGGAAUUUCCAAUGGUGUGGGAACACUAUCUGGAAUGGUCUGUCCAGUAAUUGUGGGAGCAAUGACAAAGAACAAGACACAGAGAGAGUGGCAGUAUGUCUUUCUAAUUGCGGCCUUGGUGCACUACGCAGGAGUCAUUUUUUAUGGCCUUUUUGCAUCUGGUGAGAAACAGCCUUGGGCAGACCCCGAACAAACAAGCGAUGAAAAAUGUGGUUUUAUACAUGAAGAUGAACUGGCAGAAGAAACUGGGGACAUUACUCAGAAUUAUGGCACAACAAAGUCUUAUGGGGCCACCACUUAUAGCAACGGUGGUUGGCCAAAUGGCUGGGAAAAAAAGGAAGAGUUUGUACAAGAGGAAGUUAAAGAUUCCUACUACUAUAAAGAACAUGAAGAAGGGGACUAUUCAUAA
This is a messenger RNA of Rhincodon typus (whale shark), 1746 nucleotides long. Its product is annotated as vesicular glutamate transporter 2. Gene Ontology annotation, molecular function: neurotransmitter transmembrane transporter activity; L-glutamate transmembrane transporter activity. Gene Ontology annotation, biological process: monoatomic anion transport; synaptic transmission, glutamatergic; transmembrane transport. Lineage: Eukaryota; Metazoa; Chordata; Chondrichthyes; Orectolobiformes; Rhincodontidae. Bases 1 to 1746 code for a protein of 581 amino acids. The transcript has 12 exons. The record is from RefSeq and is a predicted model, not a curated record. Gene Ontology annotation, cellular component: excitatory synapse; synaptic vesicle membrane.